AUGAAGUUUUCUCAUCAAAUACAGUUUAAUGCAGUGCCUGACUGGGCUGAUUACUAUUUACCAUAUUCUAACCUCAAAAAACAAAUCUAUCAAAUCGAAAAGGAUCGCAUUACCACCAAAAACCGUCGUGCGUCAUUAGAUGAAGAAGUAGGAGAACGUACAGCGCUUAUCGGUGAAGGUCAAACCGAGACUGAUAACCAAAUGUUUAUUGACUCUUUAAACAAGUCUUUGGAAAAGAUUACUAAAUUUUAUGCAAAAAAGGAAACUGAGCUAUAUGAUGAAAUGGACAAGUUGAUGGAAGAUCUCGAGCAUACUCAUCACGGUCAACGACAAGGCCCACAAACCACUGCGAGGGAGCCUCAAAGUAACGUCAACCAGCUGCCUCGGCGUGAAUCGAAUGUGGAAGGCGAUAGCUAUCUGCCGGCAACCGUCAUUUCCAACAAUCUAUCAGAUACCGAUCCAGUAUCACUGCACCAUGAUGAUUUGCAGAGGCGUGUAAUAGACAUGUUUGUGCUAUUAUCCGAGCUGAAAUCGUUUGUGGCUCUUAAUAUGACAGCUUUUGCCAAGAUAUUAAAAAAGUAUGAUAAAAUUACCAACAGCAAUUUGAAGCGAUACUACAUCUCCACCCAUGUCAUGCAAUCAUAUCCCUUUCAGCCUGCGACCAAGGCAAGGUUAAAUGAACAUAUUCAGCAAACAGAGAAAUCCUAUGCUAUCUUGGCAACUCAAAAUGAUUUGAAUUUAGCAAUCGAGGAUCUCAAAACGCACUUGCGAGAGCAUAUCGUCUGGGAGAGAAAUACCGUAUGGAGGGACUUGAUCGGACAAGAGCGACGAACACAGUCUGUAGGCGUAAAGCCUGCAACUGUGCCCACGCCGUUUGGAACACUUCGACUGUCACGAGAACAGAUAACGAGCUAUCUCUAUCUGGCCGCGUGCCUUGUCGUAUUUAUCGUCUUGCUCAAGGUCAAUAUAUUUGAUACCAUAGAACAAAAUAGAUGUUUGGCCAUUCUCGUAUUCGCAAGUUUACUCUGGGCUGGUGAGGUGAUGCCCCUGUUUGUAACCGCUUUGCUGGUGCCACUUCUAGUCAUCACGCUGCGUGUCAUGCGUUCCGAUGACGAUCAGCACACUCGUCUUUCUGCCCCUGAUGCAACCAAGCGUGUCUUUGGUGCCAUGUUUUCUCCAGUGAUCAUGCUGCUCUUGGGUGGAUUUGCUAUUGCUGGUGCUCUCAGCAAGUUUGGCAUUGCCAAGUCCAUGGCAACCUUUGUACUCUCCAAGGCAGGUACAAAACCAAACAGGGUGCUUAUCGUUAGUAUGCUUGUAGCUACCGUGGCUAGUAUGUGGAUCAGUAAUGUAGCUGCUCCCGUCCUUUGCUUCUCACUUAUUCAGCCAAUUCUUCGUACAUUACCUGCUGAUUCCAAAUUUGCACCUUGCUUGAUCAUUGGUAUCGCUUUAGCUUCCAAUUUGGGUGGUAUGGCAUCCCCUAUCUCGUCUCCUCAAAACAUUAUUGCGAUUCAAAACAUGAACCCUGCUCCUUCCUGGUUAGAAUGGUUUAUCAUUUCGAUUCCCCUUUGCAUCCUCGGCAACCUUACCAUUUGGCUCUGGUUACUUUGGAACUACAAACCAGAACGUCAGACACCUCAGAUUCAUACCAUCCGGCCCAGCACAGACCCAAUCACGCUCACUCAAAUCUAUGUUAUCCUAGUAACUCUCUUGACGAUCGUCCUUUGGUGCCUUGCACACACAUACGAGUCUGUAUUUGGUGACAUGGGCGUGAUUGCGAUUCUGCCAUUGAUUGCCUUUUUUGGCACAGGUUUGCUCACAAAGGAUGAUUUUAACAGCUUUCUAUGGAACGUUAUUGUAUUGGCCAUGGGCGGUAUUGCUCUCGGUAAAGCGGUUGAAAGUUCUGGCCUGCUCAAGACGAUUGCUUCUCAAAUCCAAACACUCGUCGCUGGCAUGUCUGCGAUCCAAGUACUCUUUGUCUUUAGCUGUCUCGUCUUAGUGAUUGCUACUUUCAUUAGUCAUACAGUCGCUGCGCUCAUUGUCUUGCCUAUUGUCGCUGAGGUUGGAUCUCAAUUGGCUGAUCCUCAACCAAGGAUGCUUGUGAUGGGCACCGCCUUUGUUUGUUCAGCAGCUAUGGGAUUGCCUGUAUCAGGAUUCCCCAACAUGAAUGCGAUUUCACAAGAAAACGAGCUUGGAAAGCCUUAUUUAAAAACCAAAGACUUUUUACUUAAUGGUAUACCUUCCAGUGUCUUUGCCACUUUACUCAUCACUACUGUUGGAUAUGGCAUCAUGUCCCUUAUUGGAUUUUAG
Messenger RNA from Rhizopus microsporus ATCC 52813, 2307 nucleotides. RefSeq names its product SPX-domain-containing protein. Gene Ontology annotation, cellular component: membrane. Gene Ontology annotation, biological process: phosphate ion transport; polyphosphate metabolic process; monoatomic anion transmembrane transport. Gene Ontology annotation, molecular function: phosphate transmembrane transporter activity. The transcript has 5 exons. The record is from RefSeq and is a predicted model, not a curated record. Lineage: Eukaryota; Fungi; Mucoromycota; Mucoromycetes; Mucorales; Rhizopodaceae. The coding region runs from base 1 to 2307 and encodes 768 amino acids.